This is a messenger RNA of Corythoichthys intestinalis (scribbled pipefish), 3191 nucleotides long. RefSeq names its product protein sel-1 homolog 3-like. Gene Ontology annotation, molecular function: protein binding. Lineage: Eukaryota; Metazoa; Chordata; Actinopteri; Syngnathiformes; Syngnathidae. Bases 1 to 3060 code for a protein of 1019 amino acids. The record is from RefSeq and is a predicted model, not a curated record. The transcript is spliced from 23 exons.
AUGGUCUUGCAUGGCGACAUGUGUUUGCAGUACAAACACAUCUGCGAGCUGUUGUUCAGUGUUCAGAUUGUCUUGGCUCUGGAGACAGUAAGACUCCUGAAUCCCCCUAAAGAGCCUGUUCUGGAUUACCCUCUGGAGGUUUUAUAUUCUUGUGAUGUACCCGCUAUCAUAGAACUGGACUGUACAGUGACUUUCGACAUUGGUGACAGUUCCAUGUUCCUGCUGAAGCGGUGGCAUUGCAUCCCAGAAAAACCCCGAAAAAGGAUUUUAAAGUUGAGUCUCCCAGAUUGGUUGGUUUACAGACCGGAUGGGAUUGUCUCGGAGUCUCGGUGGGUGUUGAUCUGCAUCCUGAGAGCAUCCCUCAGGAACCAGAAAGUCGACAGCGGAAGGUUGUUGCUCGCAAAACAACACGUUGCAACUUUACAGCCUCGGUCCAUCUACAGUCGGCCUGUCAAACAGCAUCGACUCUGCUUUGCUUGGAGUGCCAGAAUGCUGUCAUUUGUUCGAAACCUUCCAAGGAAACAAUGCCCCGUGGAGCAAGAAACAGUACCUUUGCUGUCUUCAAUAUUUGCCUCUACGGGAGAAAAUUUUGGCAUCAUCAAGAAUCUUGAGCCCUACACCAGCGAUAUUCUGGAGUACCUGCGCGGUCGAUCCCUCACUUUCCCUUGGUCCACGUUCUCCGUCUGGAUAUUGGUAACACGACACUGCCGGGAAAGUUUGUGCGGAGUAUUUCACCACAUUGACUCCCAGAACAACUUUGCCACACCUGUUCUUCUCCUUACUCAGUCAGGCCAACUGCAUGUCCAAUUGCAUGGAGAGCCAGGGGAAUCCACCGCUUUCCUGGUCCAGCACGAGGUGCCUUUAGGGGAAUGGUGUCGAAUCACCAUAAUGUUACAAGGCAGAGAGGUGACGAUCACCACUGUGUGCUUCGGCAAAGAGGGUAGAACUGUGAAAUCAACAGAGAAGAGGCUCAGUCAUGACAUCAGACUGAAUGACACCGAUGGAUAUUUUGUCAUUGGAGGUGGGAGAUACAUGAAAGGUGUCGAAGGUUACUUUGGACCAUCGCUUUACUACAGGAAUAGAGUGUUGCCUCAAAGCCCUUCAGAAGUCUGUCUUCCCGCUGUCAUCCGAAAACUGGAUCUAACUGGAUGGAUGGACACCUGUCGAGAACUUUCUCUCCAUGUAAGCCAAAGCAUACGGUUCUACUCUCUCCUGGCCAAGCAAAACAAAGAGUCAGCCAACAGUUUGGAUGAGUUUGACAUUGUGAAACGAAAAGAUAAAAUGAAGAAGUGUGAGUUGUGGGAAGGGGUGGUUCCGCGAUAUGUCACCAAAGUUGCAAAGCAUCUGACUUUCAAGCGUGGUGGAGGAAGUGUCAGCCCUCAAGCCGUGGGCCGUACACUGUAUCACCUGUUGCUUCACAAACUGCGUGGAGGGAGUGAAAUGCUAGUCUUGGGUCAGAUAUUACCUAUGCUCCUUAAAGCCGGCUGCUUGGGUAACACUGCAGCUCUGCAUAUUUCCUCAGUCCUCUACAGCAUAGGUCAGGGGGUGGAGAAAGACCACAGUAAGGCAUGGCUGCUGGCCCUGUUGGCAGCCCAGAAGGACCAUCGGCUAGCUCUACUGCAACUAGGCCACCUGCACCUUCAGGGACUCCACGGGGUCUUCGCGGAUGAGGACGUUGCCUAUGCAUACUACGCCAACAUUGCCAAACAGACCACGCUGGACCGACAUAAGCCCUCAUCACAUCAGGUGUAUGUUGAAAACAUUUACCUGCAUGAUGAUGAGAUCCUCGAACUUCAGACCAAUGAACACCAUCACAUCUUCCAGUGGCUGGAGCAUCAGGCGCAUCAGGGUGUCCCCGAUGCUGAAGAAUCCCUGGCUCGCAUGCUUUUCUGGGGGCAGCAGGGAGUGUCACCCAACAUUGAGGCAGCGAUGAGGCACUAUGAGCGAGGGGCAGUCAACCUCCAAAACCCUGCUUCCAUGUAUGACUUUGCUAUCGUCCUUCUGCAGGGACAUGGGGUUGAAAAGGACAUUCCCAAAGGUGUCAAGUUCCUGCAAAAAGCAAUGGACAAGGGUUUUGUCCCUGCCCUGAGUGCCAUGGCCUGGUAUUACGAGCGCUUUGAGCAGGACUACAAAAAGGCAGUGGUGCUGUGGGAGCAGGCGGAUGUCCUCGGGAACGCUGACGCUGCUCUCAACCUCGGAGUUGUGUACUUGCUCGGGCUUUACCCAGGCAGAGACCCUGACCUGUACAUGGCCUUCCAGUACUUUCUAAAGGCUGCAAAGCAAGGACACAUCAGGGGUGCGGUGGAAGUCGCAGGCAUCUGGUCCACUGGGCUUUCCGGUCGUGUCAGUCGCAGUCCGUCGGAUGCUGUCUUAUGGGCAAAGUGGGCAGCUGAGCAAAAUGGAUACCUGGGCCGGCUGCUACGGCAAGCUCUGGAUGCCUUUCUGAAACGUGAUCUGUUCAGCUCACUGUUCUAUUACAUGAUGGCUGCUGAACUGGGUGUCGCGGUUGCCCAAUUUAAUGUGGCGUAUCUGUGUGAUCAAAACAAGGGGAAUUUCCUUGAGCCUAGUUUUGCACUAAACUGCAAGAGAAGAUAUUAUAACCUCACAGUCCACAAUCAGAAGCCCGACUCUUAUGCAAUGCUGAGGAUGGGUGACAUGUGGUACGGCGGACUUGUAGACGGCCACAAGAGAUUGGCAUCUGCUGCCGAGAUGUACAAACGGGCUGCGCUGAGGAAUGAUCCACAGGGAUGGUACAACCUGGGGUUGCUCGUCGAAGAGGGCUACAGGCUACAAAUGCCACUGCUCAUUGAGCUCGGCCUUUCUCAGUUCUACUCAGAACAUGACUUCGAGCUUCAAACUGCUUUGUACAAAAGGUGUCGAGAUUCUGAGAAUUUAGACUCCUACUUGCCCUGCAGCUUGGCUCUCGUCAAAGUGUAUCUACAAGUUUAUCAAAAGGAAUAUAGUGCUACGAUUAAGUACGUCACCACGAUUGUCGCAGCUGCACCGGUUGUCCUACUGGUCCUCGGCCUCAUCGCUCGACAUGCCUUAACUCAAAGCUAAGACACCGGCAACAUUCUUAGCCAAUUUUGCACAUUGGUCAUCUUCAAAUAAUGAUGAUUGCCCAAACAAAUAUAUGUACAGUACUCUGAGCUUGAGUGUGUCUCCUGCUGUGUUUUCCCUCUGACUUUUAA